AUGAAACGGCAAUACAAGGACGACGACGAAAAGCAGAUAGACCUCUAUAUGAGAUGUAUUUUGGUAAAUAUAUUUAUGAAGAAAAUAAUGGGCAUGAAGUGUUUAAAGCGACCUGGUGGACACUUUGCAUUUGGUUUGGCGAAAGGCCUAAUACACGACGUCCACCGGCAAGCGCUGGGUAAUGUUGCAUGCGAGUGGAAGGAUGCAGACAAAGGGGGAGACGCACAGGGCAAAAGUGCACAGGAUAGGGAUUUGUGGGAUAUAAUGCAAAGAUGGAAUGAAAAUAAUAGACUGAAAAUAGGGGAUGGGGAUUGGGGAGUGUUGGGGGCAGGAUGUCAUGUGGAGAAGAAAGGAAGGGCGAAAGUUGGGGAUGCAGACGACAGCAAGGACUUGAAGGAGAAAGUGAAGGAAGAGAUAAGCAACGUGCAGGAGGAUAUAAAAGUGAAAGUGUCGAAAAUAUUAAAGGGAAUAGGAGUUUGUAGUGAUGGGGAUGACAAUUGUGUAAAGAAAUUAUUAGAGCAGGAGAGAGAUAGGGAGAAGAACGACCAGGACUCCCGUUCAAAGGCUCUAGGCGAUAACGGACCGUCACAGGGGGACGUGAAAACAUCAUCAACAGCAAGGCCACCACGGCCAUCCAGACCGACCGCAGAACCGUCAUCGCCAGGAGUAGGAACCGCAGGGUUACCAGCGGUAGGAACAUCCGACACAAAGGCCACCCACAAACCCGCCCUGGCCAAACCAGCACCCGCUAAACCCGCCCCGGCUAAACCAGCACCUCCUGCCAAACCAGUAGCGCCGAAACCGGCAACAGCGGUGGUAACGACGACGACCUCAUCUGGUGGUGGUGGUCGUAGUGGUGGUACCAGUGGUGCUGGUAGUACCGGAGGCGGGCAGGCGAAGAAGGCCGAGACACAGGAGAAGUGUCAAGGGCAGACAAUAUUGGACUGGAGGCCUACGCUAAUCUACGUGGAGCAUGGUUAUAGUGUAAGCAACAGUACACAGAGAACGCACAAGCAAGACAGAAAAAGACAGAGGCAUAAGCACGACGCAUAA
Plasmodium fragile is the source of this 1053-nucleotide messenger RNA. RefSeq lists its product as uncharacterized. Bases 1 to 1053 code for a protein of 350 amino acids. The record is from RefSeq and is a predicted model, not a curated record. Lineage: Eukaryota; Apicomplexa; Aconoidasida; Haemosporida; Plasmodiidae. The transcript has a single exon.